Gongylonema pulchrum is the source of this 300-nucleotide messenger RNA. Lineage: Eukaryota; Metazoa; Nematoda; Chromadorea; Rhabditida; Gongylonematidae. The record is from the annotation of a GenBank genome assembly.
AUGAGCCAGCGUGCCCCAGCCGCAAAUAAUCAGCACCAGGAUGCCGAGGAGGAAGCAGGAGGAUCAGCUUUUGCGAUCGCCUCGUUACCGUCUGAAGUGCACUUGCACAUACUAAAACAUCUGCCGCGAUACGACAUCGAUAAUUGCAAAUUCGUCUGCAAGCGAUGGAAAGAAAUGAUCGACCGCAACAAGCACUCUCUGAGGAAGCAUGUCGUGCAGGCAGUGGAACUCAGGGAGUACAAAUCUCGCUUCAUCCUCACUCUCAAGUUUGUUUCAAGCCUUUAUUCCUUAAUGCAAUAG